Messenger RNA from Cooperia oncophora, 570 nucleotides. Lineage: Eukaryota; Metazoa; Nematoda; Chromadorea; Rhabditida; Trichostrongylidae. The record is from the annotation of a GenBank genome assembly.
UAUCACUAUCAGUUCGAUCGACUUGGCCUUGCUAACUGGUUGCUUUCGCAACAGAGGGAAAAGCCAGCAGCGGCAUUCUUCAAUGCAGAGGUUCUGCGAUACGAGGUAAAGGAUGAAGAAAGAAUCGCUCAGCCCCCUCUACUGUUAUCGAACUAUUGGAAGUGUGAGGAAGAUCACACAGAUGUGCGAAUAGACUACCACCUUAAUCCUGAAUGUUCGAUAACAACUCCAUUGUUAAAUCUGGUUUUUACAACGAAACUCUCCGGCAAUGUCAGCAGCGUAACGUCAGAUCCACCGGCUGCUUGGUCCACGGAAAAUAGUUCAUUAUCAUGGACAAUAACUGAGUUGUCGAGACAUGGUGAUUGUGCGGGUUCGUUAAAAGCACGGGUACAUCUUUCCGGAGGAGGCCCAUCUCAGUCGGCUCACGUUCACGUGCAGUUUCAGUGCUCGGAUGCGACUAUCUCAGGCGUUAAUGUGUCCCUGGUAAAUUCCGAUACGUAUCAUUUGUCGAUGGUUCGAAGAAAAGUGUUGGCUGGAAAGUAUUUUAGUGAACCGGAAGUUCGAAAAUAG